GUGUUGGCAACAUUGAUGCUGUCAGUGUUGUCAGUUUGUUUAUUUUGAAACGUUCCGUGGAUUUUACACUUUUCACCCAAUUUCCUACAGAAAAGCGCCCCAAAAUGGCUCAGAAAAGACCCUCAGAGAUGGCUGUAGCCAUUCCUGAUCCCAAGAAGUCUCGAAGUGACCUCGUGGCUUACACAAAUCGCGAUAAAGCCUUGAUGCAAUCGGGUAUCUCCCGGACAUCGAAUUUAUUCGCCCCCAUAAUGCUGCUGGAGGGUCACCAAGGAGACAUUUUCACAUGCGAGUUCCAUCCAGAGGGGCAAGUUAUCCUCUCAAGUGGCUUUGAUAGGCAGAUCUUUGUAUGGAAGGUGUACGAUGAGUGUGAGAAUAUUGGAGCCAUGUCUGGACACACAGGAUCCGUUAUGGAAGCCCAUUUCUCUCCGGAUGGAAGCAACAUCUACACUUGCGCCACGGACAACACCGUGGCCAUUUGGGAUGUUCCGACGUGCCAGAGAAUCCGAAAGCUCAAGGGACAUGGAAACUUUGUGAAUUCCGUCCAAGGAGCACGACGAGGACCGCAGAUUCUCGUUUCCGGAAGCGAUGACAACACUAUCAAAAUGUGGGAUUCCCGGAAGCGCUUCGCCACAGCCACAAUGGAGGCAACGUACCAGGUGACGGCUGUUUGCUUCAAUGACACUGCUGAGCAGGUGAUCAGUGGCGGAAUUGACAAUGACGUGAAAGUUUGGGAUGUCCGGAAGAAUGAAGUUCUGCAUCGGCUAAAAGGUCACACAGACACAGUCACAGGAGUCUCUCUGUCCCCCGAUGGAUCCUACGUCCUCACAAAUUCCAUGGAUAACACCCUCAGGAUCUGGGACAUCCGCCCCUAUGCUCCGGUUGAGCGAUGCGUCAAAGUUUUCUCAGGGCAUCAACACAAUUUCGAGAAAAACCUCCUGAGAUGCGCCUGGUCCAAGGAUGGGACUCUAGUGAGUUGUGGGUCAGCGGAUAGGUUCGUGUACAUCUGGGACACAACCACCAGGCACAUCAAGUACAAGCUCCCAGGGCACAAUGGAAGUGUCAAUGAUGUGGACUUCCAUCCAGAGGAACCCAUCAUUGUGUCAGCUUCCAGCGACAAGACGCUCUAUGUGGGAGAAAUUGAAUGAGACGGAAACAAAAGGCAUUCAACUGAGAAGGCUUUGAGAUUUCAAUUGAGAGGAUUCCAAGAAGGAUGAAUUGUUUGUGAACUAAUUGCUAAAUAUUCUGCAUACCUUUGAAUAAAUAAAAGGAAAAUUAUGAAAGGAA
Messenger RNA from Phlebotomus papatasi, 1284 nucleotides. Its product is annotated as U5 small nuclear ribonucleoprotein 40 kDa protein. The transcript is spliced from 3 exons. NCBI's taxonomy places the organism in Eukaryota, Metazoa, Arthropoda, Insecta, Diptera, Psychodidae. The coding region runs from base 105 to 1145 and encodes 346 amino acids. Gene Ontology annotation, cellular component: catalytic step 2 spliceosome. Gene Ontology annotation, molecular function: protein binding; RNA binding. The record is from RefSeq and is a predicted model, not a curated record.